CGUGGCAUUUCUGUACGGUGGUUUUGGUGGUGACAUGUCGUAUAGUAAUUUGUCUGCUGUGCCUGCUAUUUUCUUCUCUCUGUUCACCCAAAUUCUUCUUCUUCAGUUUUACUGUUCUGUCUGCAACCAACGGUCGUUCUUUUUGAACAUUUUCAGCACAUCACGAACUUCCUUGUAGAUCAAGAAAAGGCUUUCCCAAUUCUUUGGUGAUACAAACAACAUCCCGGUGCUAAGUAUUAUUUUGACCAAUAACCAGUCAAAGAAAAGAGAGAAUCAUGUUUUUUGAGAUUGAAAUGACCAGAAAUGUGGUUGUAUCCCCAGAUAAAUUGCACACUGGGUUGUUUCUUGAGCGUUCUAUCAUUUUACAGCUCUUAGAAGAUGUAAAACGAAUCCAGGCUACAGAAGAGCAUGGUUAUCUGAUCGUAGUGACCACAUUAGAAGGUCGAGGGGAGGGAAAGAUAAGAGAAAUGCAAGGAUCUGUUGUUUUUCCUGUGAAAUUCAAGUGUAUAGUGUUCAAACCUUUUCAAAAUGAAAUUUUAGAUGGUAAAGUUUUAGAGGUAAUGAAGGCAGGCCUUCGAAUUGAAUGUGGACCAAUGACAGAGAUAUUUAUAGCGAAACAAACAAUGCAGGAUUUUGAAUAUGUACCGGGAGAAAACCCCGUCUUUAAAGGCAGGGUUAGUCAUCAAAUAGAGAAGGGUGGAUGGAUCAGGCUUAAGACAAUUGGCAUCAAAUGGAAUGAACAAAAACGAAUAUUCAUGGCACUGGGGAGCUUGCAAGGAAAUUUCUUAGGACCUAUAUCUGAUCCAGGUAUCGUUGGCAAGGUUGAUCCCGAGACUAAUUCUGAGAUUCAACCUGAAAAUCCCCAGGAAUCACCCACCAAUACAAAUGGAAAUCCUCAGGGGUCGCUUAACAAGACAAACUCUAAUUCACAGGGAUGGGGGCCUGGAGAAAAUGAUAACCAUCAGAGUUGGGGUGUGGGAACAAAUGAUAAUCCACAGGAUUUGAACACCAAAACAAGAGAUAAUCCUCAGGGAUUGCCUGCUGGAACAAAUGAUGAUCCUCAGGAACAGGCUUCCACAGCAAAUGACAAAUCUCAGGGAUGGGCUGCGGGAAGAAGUGACGACCCUCAGGGAUUGCCAGCAGAACCAAAUAAUAAUAAUCUGGGAUGGACUUCUGGAGUAAAUCAGAAUUCUGAAGGAAGGAACUUUGGAAUAGAUAAUCAUCCUCAGGGAUUGGUUACUGGAGCAAAUGACAUUCAUCAAGGACGGGCCAUUGGAACAAAUGAUGAUACCCAAGGAUGGACUGCUGAGGUGAAUGAGAAUUCUCAGGGAUGGGGCACCUAAACAAAUAGUUCUGUCAACGAUCAUAAGUUUUGCACCAUGUGAUGCUAUCUUUAAUUUCUAGCUUGUAAAUGGCUAUACCUAUACAUGUCAACAAUUAUAUGAUCGUUUGCAAAUGUUUGUGUUUACUGUUUUGUGCUUGAUAUCUGUAGACAAUUGGAACUGCCAACAAUUUUGUUACAACUCUUAUCUUUCCUUUGUUAUGGAUUGUUUUAUUAAGACCAUUGUACACAAUGUCACAAGUCCUUGUGGUGGCUUUUUUGAGUCCUUCCAACUAUAGGAUGAUUUUAUGAUGCGAUUAGCUGUCAUAGUUGGAAACUGUUUAUCUUUGUAUAUUUCAGGUUAGAAGUAGAAGAUCGCCUUUUGAAGAUU
This is a messenger RNA of Cryptomeria japonica (Japanese cedar), 1712 nucleotides long. RefSeq lists its product as uncharacterized. Lineage: Eukaryota; Viridiplantae; Streptophyta; Pinopsida; Cupressales; Cupressaceae. Gene Ontology annotation, molecular function: single-stranded DNA binding; single-stranded RNA binding. The record is from RefSeq and is a predicted model, not a curated record. The coding region runs from base 276 to 1343 and encodes 355 amino acids. Gene Ontology annotation, biological process: DNA-templated transcription initiation. The transcript has 3 exons.